Messenger RNA from Lecanosticta acicola, 1756 nucleotides. NCBI's taxonomy places the organism in Eukaryota, Fungi, Ascomycota, Dothideomycetes, Mycosphaerellales, Mycosphaerellaceae. The record is from the annotation of a GenBank genome assembly.
AUGUCGCAAUCUGUCCCAGCGGAGAUUCUCAUCAUUGGAGCCGGCGUCUUUGGUUUAGGCACAGCAUAUGGCUUGGCGAGGAGAUCCGAGUUCAACAACAGCAAGAUCACGGUGCUGGAGAGGGUAGAGUUUCCCGGUAAGAUCCAAUAUGUAUUUUUCUAUACGUUCGCUUCCUCGACAGCAGACAUGCUAAUGGCAUGGACAGCACCCGAUGGCUCCUCAAUCGACAGCUCCCGCAUCAUCAGAGCAGACUACGCAGACCUUCCGUACGCCAAACUUAUUUCCGAGGCUAUGCCUCACUGGAGAGGCGAGUUCGGCGCAGAGGGCCGCUACACACAGAGUGGGCUGGCUCUGAUCUCCGAGCCGACUCCAGACCGUGAAGCUGCCAAUUUCCUGAAGGGUGCUCUACAGAAUGUCACGGAGAAAUUGGGCCUGAAGGUCGGCAGGAGGGAAGACGGGGGCGAGGUUACGGUAUUUGAGGACGAGGCCGGUGAGAAGCCCAAUGUGUGUCAGAGUCGUGGCGUUCGAAUGCUGAGAGACAGACAGGCGCUCGGGAAGUGUACGGCAACACUACUGGUAAGUCAAAAGACAUCAUGGAGGUAGCGGUAGAACUGAUGAAGCUGACAAUGAUUGCACAGGUGGCUUGGUUGGCACUAGAGGCUAUGUAUGUCCAGUCCUCUUCCCCGUCCCAUCAUCUCCAUCUCCCCCAUAUACUCACGUUCAACGUCGUUUCAGGUCAACUGGACAUCAGGCUGGGCCCACGCCGAAAACGGCAUCAGAUUCAUGCGCAAGAAAAUCGAAGCAACCGGGCGCGUGGCCUUCCGAACCGCAGAAGUAAAACGCCUCCUGUUCAACGCCUCCGCCGUCCAAGGAGUCGAAACCGUCUCCGGGGAAGAAAUCACCGCCGACCUCACAGUCCUAGCAGCGGGACCUUGGUCGGGCAAACUCAUCGACCUCCGUGGCAUCGCCUCCGCCACCGGCCAAGUGUUGACCUACAUCGACAUCACGGAAGCCGAAGAGCGACGCUUCAGCAAGCCUCACCAUCCGGUCAUGCUCUGCGAAAACGACGGCCUCUUCAUCAUCCCCCCGCGAAAUCGCAUUCUCAAAGUCGCACGCCAUGGCUAUGGCUAUGCGAAUCCCGUGACGAUCCCACAUCCUGAAAAGGCGGGCGAGGAAAUCACCAUUUCCGUGCCGAGGACGAAACUGGACGAUCCGAAUCUGGGCGUGCCUGCUGAGGGAGAAGCAGCUUGCAGGGAAUUCUUGAAGAAAGCCAUCCCGUCGUUGGGAAAUAGGCCUUUUACUCAUAAGAGGAUCUGUUGGUACAUGGUACGGCUUUUUCCUGAAACCCCCCUAUUUGCUGGCUCUGGACUCGAUAAACGCUGAUUCUUGCGUAGGAUACGCCCGAAGGCGACUAUCUCAUCACUCACCAUCCGAAAUAUAGAGGUCUCUUCGUCGCUACUGGGGGAAGCGGGUACGUUUGACGGUCCUCUUCCGCUGCGCCUGGCUCCUGCAUACUGACGACUGUCUCAGCCAUGCCUACAAAUUCCUCCCUAGCAUCGGCGAACGCAUCGUCGAUGUGAUCCAAGCCAAGGACCGCGACGAACUCGGCGCCGAACUCCGUCAACGCUGGAACUGGCCCCAGAGAAUACAAGAAGACCAUGUCUGGACGAACGACUGGCGAGGUUCAGGGCCCAAAGGUCUCAUCCUCGAAGAGGAAUUUCAGAAGACAAUGUCGGCGGAGCAGGCGAAAUCGUAG